GAAUAAAAUCAGAUGUCAAUUUUGCAAGACAAUAGAGAAGUUUUGCGUGAGUGAAAUGUGAAUUUUGCUACUGAAAUAUCGUGCUGAUCGUGUGAGAAAGUUCGUGUUGACUGUGAAUAUGGUUGAACCAAUAUUCCAAUAUCAGUUUAGGUUUAUUUUGAUUGGCGACAGCACCGUGGGAAAGUCAUCACUGCUGAAAUUCUUCACAGACGGACGAUUUGCUGAGCUCUCGGAUCCCACAGUGGGUGUGGACUUCUUUGCCCGACUCAUCGAAGUGCAGGAUGGCACGAAGAUCAAGCUUCAGCUGUGGGACACGGCGGGCCAGGAGAGAUUCCGCUCAAUCACAAAGUCGUACUACAGGAACUCCGUGGGCGUGCUGCUCGUGUACGACAUCACGAACCACGAGAGUUUCGAGCACCUGCCGCUGUGGAUGAUGGAGGCGAAGCGCCACAUAGAGCCCCAUCGGCCGGUGUUCGCGCUGGUGGGCUGCAAGCUGGAUCUAGUCAAUAGCGGUGGGCGGCGCGAGGUGAGCGUCCAGGAGGCGAAGUCCUUUGCCAAGCAGCACGGCCUGGGCGGCUUCGUGGAGACCAGCGCGCGCACGGGCGUCAAUGUGCUGGAGGCGUUCAGCAUGGUGACUCAGGAGGUGUACAAUCGCAUCCAGAGCGGCGAGUACACGGUGGAGGACGGCUGGGACGGCAUUAAGACGGGCUUCGCCAAGACCAACAGCCUCGACUUCAAUCUCGUCAUGGGCGAACCGGCCAAGAGUUCGUGCUGUUGACUUGGCGCUCGCCAAUCAACUUUGGGAUACAUUUUUAGAUGUAAUGUUUUAUGCUAAAUACAACCCUGUCUCACGAGAGAA
Molecule: messenger RNA, 859 nt
Organism: Phlebotomus argentipes
Lineage: Eukaryota; Metazoa; Arthropoda; Insecta; Diptera; Psychodidae
Gene: Rab39
Product: ras-related protein Rab-39B
Exons: 3
Coding region: 119-778 (219 amino acids)
Biological process (GO): Rab protein signal transduction
Cellular component (GO): Golgi membrane
Molecular function (GO): GTPase activity; GTP binding
Source: RefSeq, a predicted model, not a curated record